This is a messenger RNA of Dufourea novaeangliae, 1557 nucleotides long. Its product is annotated as pancreatic triacylglycerol lipase-like. Lineage: Eukaryota; Metazoa; Arthropoda; Insecta; Hymenoptera; Halictidae. The coding region runs from base 1 to 1557 and encodes 518 amino acids. The transcript has 7 exons. Gene Ontology annotation, biological process: lipid metabolic process. The record is from RefSeq and is a predicted model, not a curated record. Gene Ontology annotation, molecular function: lipase activity.
AUGCAGUUAAAUUUGAACAAAUGCUUCAUUUUCCUCGUAUUAAUCAUUCUGGGAUCUACAGAGGCCAUACGUUCAGCAAAGCUGUUGGCAAUGAAAAACAGAGUGAUGUUACGCAGGAAGGCAGUCACAAGGGACGAUCUGAAACAGAAGGUCUGCUACGAUCUGGUCGGCUGCUUCGUUGAUCCUCCGCCACAUUUGACCUUGAAACGACCUCCCCAGCAUCCCAAUGUGAUUCAAACCAGAUUUCUUUUGUAUACACGUGCGAAACGUGACUCACCCGACGGUUUACAAUACGGAGAUGACUUUCGUUCUAUUUCAAAAUCGAAAUUCGAUGCGAAAAAGCCGCUGAAGGUAAUCAUACACGGUUACAAAGGGAGUGGAAGCGACGUUGGAUCGAUUCUUCUUGUACAAGCCCUUCUGGAUAUGGAUGACGUGAACGUCCUGGUGCUGGAUUGGACAAGAGGCGCAGCGACGACGUAUUCUGCUGCCGUGGCGAACACCGAGUUAGUUGGUCGGCAAUUAGGCCUGGUGCUCCUGGAUACCGUAAAUUUAGGCACUCCACCUGAAAAUAUACACGUAAUUGGCUUCAGUCUCGGCGCUCAUAUCGCCGGCUGCGCGUCAGAGAUCCUGAAGAAAAAUACUCUUCUUCUGGGUCGUAUAACUGGUCUCGAUCCCGCGUCGCCGUUCUUCAGGAAUCAUUUGCUCAGGGAAAAAUCAAGGAAAUUGGAUGCCACUGACGCUCAACUGGUGGACGUGAUUCAUACGGAUGGAUCUGAGGACUUUGCUGACGGGUUUGGACUCCUAAAACCUCUUGGACACAUUGAUUUCUUUCCCAACGGCGGCAGGGAACAACCUGGCUGUAACGACGUAAAGAACUCUGUUGUUGUUAGUCACCUGAACGAGGAUAGCUUGACAAAGGAACUCGCGUGUAGCCACUUGAGAGCAUGGAGAGUAUUCCUGGAAAGCGUAAGAACGGCCAAUGAGUCCUGCAAGUUCACCGCAUGGCCGUGUCCGAAAGGAAGAAAUUCCUAUAUGAAUGGAAUGUGUUUUCCUAUGGAGUCCACGUUCUGGAACCAGGAGAUGGGUUACAAGGCUAAUCAGGGCGCUUUGGGGAUUUACUAUUUGCCAACCAGAGAAGACAGUCCCCUUUGUGGUGAACCGUACAGAGCAUCGGUCGCGAUAUCAGAGGAUGCUACACGGACAUCUGGAAUGUUGUUCUUAAAAAUAGGUGGUGGCAAUUCGACAACAAUUUUCAAGAUUAGAUGCCCAUUAUCGGGCCGAAACAAUAGGAUGACAUUUUACAAUAUCGCGGCGUUGGGAUAUCAAUCAUUUGCGGAUAAUCCGGAGACGAUAGAAGCACGAGUCUGGUACCAGAGUGUUAUGGAUAAAACGCAAAACGAUUCACGUAAACACGCUUAUUCGGACAUGCUCUUUGUAAACAAGCUUGCCCUUGAAGAUCGAAAAGGAAAUAGAUGGCAGUAUUGCAAACCGAACACCGCGGUGGAUGAACGAGAAAACCUAAUGAUACUGCAACGCGAAAAAUGCGAUGUUUCCUGA